Molecule: messenger RNA, 4131 nt
Organism: Pungitius pungitius (ninespine stickleback)
Lineage: Eukaryota; Metazoa; Chordata; Actinopteri; Perciformes; Gasterosteidae
Exons: 1
Coding region: 542-1159 (205 amino acids)
Biological process (GO): regulation of cell population proliferation
Cellular component (GO): nucleus
Molecular function (GO): DNA binding
Source: RefSeq, a predicted model, not a curated record
ACCGGGAAAAUGUGACAACGAUGAGCACCAAGGUGAUAAAGGGGUGGGAGAAAUGUGAGCGUCAUCCCUCCCUCCGGCUUUUACCACGGUGUUGCUAUGGGCAACCAUCCGAGCGAGAGCAGGGGAGAAAGCUGGUGGGUGUGGGACAGAGUGGGCUACCCGGCAUGAGCAGAGAGGAGAGGACCUGCGUGUCCUGACUCAUUCACAUCAAAGCAGAGCUCCAGAAGACGACGCGACAGCCUGCCAGCAUCAGCAUCAGCAGCACAGAGGCCCGGCCACCCAAUCAUCCGCUGACGUGCUCCUGGGUUCAGCAACCAAUGAGCUGCCAGCACAACCACUCGGAUGCAGAGGCAGCAAUAGCCCGGCUCAGAUCACUUAAUAAUGAAUGGAGCAGUACGUAGGCUGGAUCUCUGCACAUCCCUGCUCCGUCUGCUCGGCUGAGCUCCACUGUGGCACAGGAAGGCAGGAGGAGGGAAGGGGACAACAACAACAACAACAACAACAACAACAAGGACAGCAGCAGCGCAAGAAGAGAUAAACAAUGCCCAUGAAGGGACAACAAAGACACACGGACCGCCAUGGCGAGGACUCAACCGAGGCCAAAGCAGCGGCCAUUAAAAACAAGGACCCACAUCCCGAGAUCCACCCGCCGGGUUCACCUGUCCCUCCUCCGCCCGUCCUGGCGCCGUCCACGUCGGCCUCCGCUCUCCCGGGGCUCGCCUCCCCGGCCACCCGGCGAUCCAUUUCUAUGGGAGACUUCCGCAGGGUGACGGGGGCUCUUCUCGCCGGUUCCGAGCCGCCAUCCACCGCCGCCACGGCCCCCUCCUCCAAGCUGGUGACCCCCAGCUCCAGCAUGGAGUUCGCGGCGGCGCGGCGACGCCUCCUGGAGGUCGAGGAGCGCCAGCGGGUCGUCCGAGAGAUGGAGCGGCGGCUGGAGGAGCUCCGGGAGGUGUUCGUGCGCUCGGAGCAGGAGGUGGUGGUUCACGGGGAGGUGGUGUCGCGGAUAUCCGGCGCGGCGCAGCAGGGGGAGGUGUACGUGGUCGAGAACGGCCAGCGGCUGAAGAAGGGCUUGAAGUUCAAGAAGCACCGACCCACCAUCGUCUUCUCCUCCAUGCUGGGACUCCGCACGUGCCUCCCCUGGCCCGUGAAGCUCAAAUAGGACAAUGUUGUCCCACCAUCGCUUUAUAAAUGUGCUUUUAAAUCGACGGGAGGACAGACCUCCAGACUUUAGCUAUCACUCACUGACAGGGCUGCUCUUGCAUCCUGAGGCUGGUCCUCCGGGUCUUAGAGUGCCUACAACUAUAAAACAUCCUCUUAAAAAGGAGCUUUUUUUGUUUAGCUUUCUUUCACACAGACUUUGCUGCUUGCAGUUUGGUGUGGUGUUAGACUUUCAUAGGAGAGAUUGUGUAUCGUUUUAGGUCCAAGGGGAUGUGAGAGGAAGGGUUGAAUUCGGCCAGUGAGGUAAACAGAGCUUGGUUUUAUGUUUAUUAACUUUAGGCAGCAAUGAAUGAAAAGCCACUCGUGAUUGUAUUACGUAAUGCGAGUGAGGUUUGAAGAGGGAAAGAGAUGACUGAAUGGAAGAAAACCCAAAUGAGAAUUGAAGGGCGGUGAAAGAGAAUCGCAGGUGGAGCUACGAUUGCUGCACUUUCCUUAAACCUAAGCAUGCAUUGUGUAGGUGGGAAAGGGGGAGAAUUCUCAAAUAUAGAAAGAAGAUAUGUAAUUAAUUGUGCUUUGGUUUGUGUGUGACCCAUCCUCCACUACCAUAAGCCUUGUUUUCGGCAGCAUAAUUUGCAAAACCCGAGAGAGCUGGUAAACAAGUUCAAGCUGGGACGAUUCCACCUGUGGCCUCUUUUUAUCCGGUCACCUAGCAACCGCUCAUCUCUCUGUUUUAAAUCUGAUCCCACCAACCGACAGAAUGUAUCCAGCAGAGCACCGUAACUACAAUACCAGACCGCAGUAGAGGUCUUAUCAAGGGUUUAGGCACUAAUAUUUCUGCUGCAUUUCUUUGGGAUACAUUAAAAGUGGCUUCAUAGUCAGAUAUUAUUGUUUAAAGCAGUUGUUUCAACCUAGUCAUUCAUUUGAUGAGAAGGGGUUGCCCUGAGAAUUGAGCCAUUGUAUGCAGGCGCCAGGGGAGUUAUGAUGGGCUAUCCCUUUCUGCUGAUUGUGUCAAUAUGAAUGCAAACAAGAAUGGCACUUUUGUCCAGUGCAGAACGACUCUCAUGAUAUUACCAUUUCUCUUUUGUGGUUUAGGGAAGUUAGACAAAAUAGGACUUUUCAGGUUUUGUUUGGUUGAUGUGGGAGAUCGUGCUGUUAUGUUCCGUCAAAUAUGCAGCAGUGGCGUUGCUCCGUAUGCAGGGAGUGACCUGAUUUCUUCUUAUAGAUCAUAUCUUUUUUUUUUUCCUGUCUCCUUGGAUUAGCAAUGAUUGUCCUUUUGUCAUGCUUUGGUUGUACAUGCGUGUGUGUGUUUGAGUAGAAAGAACAGCCAAUAUAACAGGAAUAUCUAUUUUUGGCAUUCAAUGGUUAUGGCAGAGAUGCAAGCAUUCAUUGAUUGAGUUGAACCACCAUUUUAGUUGUACUACUUGACCUGCUGUGAAAUGUCGUCUGAGGCGUCCUCAUGAGGAGACAAAACAUCCCCUGAUGUCAUGGAGACGUCAUCAGGGUUGUGUUAGCUCGGUUAUAGCAGAUUUUUAGCAGAGCACCUGCAUUACAAACUAAGCAUGAGGGAUUUGAAAUAAGUGGAUCAUUUAGAAUGCACUAAAGUAUAAUUGAAGAUGACUUGUGUAAUUCUAGAGUAAAUGUAGUGUCCAUAUUCUCUGGAUUGGACUUUUAUAACGUCCAUGUCACCGAAUCUCUGUUAUCAGCUUUCAUAUUUCUGAUAGCCACGAUGACCUUAUCAUUGAAUGUUACUCCACAUAGCCCCACAGGAAGUGCACAUCGACACCAAACUGAAUACGGUCAAGCCACUUGCUGGCAGAACGCUUGUGCAGCCUGAAGAGGUGCCGUAGGCCUCGGGCGUGUAUUGGCGGUCCAUGUGUAUAGCUAGAGUUACAACUGAAUAUACAGCUGGCCUAUAUAUUUCUUUUCAUAUGCCUUAUCCAGUGUUGGUGCACGGCAGUGAUGAUUUAGUGAUGGCACUGACUACGAAGGAAGGGCUAAACAGCUGAACUCAUGACCAUCAUAGCUCAUAAUUAUAUGGACAGAGGAAAAGUGUGACUGCACCUUUUUGUGUUUUUCUACAAAUAUAAAAGGCCGUUUCCCAAAGAUCUUUGAGGCCACUAGCAGAUUGAUUGUAACUGUGUUAUUUAAUUUCCAUUUAUUUAUAACACAUAUGUAAGCAUAAGUCCAAUGUUUGAACCUGUGGUUGGCAAAUAAUCCUCUUGUAUUCAUUUGUGGGGCCUUGUACUGAUAUCAAAAAUGUUUUUAACCAUUAAGCCCAAACAAACAACUGUUGGAGAACUAAAAAAACUACGACAAUAUAGACCUACAGCAACCGCAGCCCUUUAAUGACACAAGCUUGCCAAGCACAUGUCCAAUAACAGUUUAAUUAUUCCUUUUGACUUUUUUGAAAAUUAUUGUUUAUGUCUCAUGUAGGAUAUAUUUAUUCAUGUUGUGCAGAAAAUGUUCCUCAAAUUAGAUGUUUUGUACCUUAAUUAACACACUGCUGAUAUUUUUUUUAUUGAUCUCAAAUUGUUUAUUCUAUUUCAUGAAUGUUGCGACUGAAUGUUGCAACUGUUGAAUGCAUAACAUUAAUAGCAGGAGUCAAUUUGGUUUGCCACAGCUAUUUGCCAAGCAUAACGCCUUAAUUACGUUUGUGAGGGAUUUUUGUUUAUAAAUGGACUCAAAGGAAAGAAAAUCCACUUUUCCAAAUGUUAUUGAAAAUCCAGUGCAUUGGAAGUUAGUCAUUCACACAUCGUGAUGUUCUAACACUGCUUCUGUAAAUGCUUUCUGCUGCACCGUCUAAGAAUGAAUGUUCUAUAUUUGAUGUUAAUUCAGUUUCUUGACACUAAAAUGUAUUUCACCACAGAGCUACAAUGUACAAGACUAGCAAAUAUCAAACAAUACACUUAAUUUAGAGUAUUAUCAGGUUUCAUAAGAUACAUGCUGAAUCAUUAAAAUAAAUGAAGAAAGUGA